Molecule: messenger RNA, 2609 nt
Organism: Tuber aestivum (summer truffle)
Lineage: Eukaryota; Fungi; Ascomycota; Pezizomycetes; Pezizales; Tuberaceae
Source: the annotation of a GenBank genome assembly
GGUUAUCACUCGCAUUCCAUCAUCCAUCAUCAUCCAUUCAAGGUUGGCCUAUAUACGCUUGUGACUUUUCCCCAACACAACCGUCUAUCCCCCCGCGAAACAAAACAACCACUCGCUACACUCUCCCGCAUUACUCGCACUGCACGGCCCGGCUUGUCUUUCGAUACAAGCCGUAAAACAUCAAACUCCAAUACAGCGUGGGAUCCAAGGAAAAUAAGGAUGCCCUCGCGACUAUCAAGCCCGAUGUUGUCUUUGGACAUUAAUCACAUCGCUAAGGUUGAUCCGAGAAAUGUGGAUAAUUUGUUCAGCAUGUGGACCAGUAAGUGAUACUCGGCUCACCCGGCCAUUCUGACGGAUACUGAUUUGGAAAUACAGUCUUUUCAAAGUGUGCCGAGUCUUUGGAGAAUGGAAGGCGGUUAGAGAAUCUGAGCUGGAGGGUAUGGAACAGGGAGACGUUUUGCUGUGACGAUACCACUACGCCCAAUACUCCGGUUCCGGUGAAGCCGAAGCGACAGGAUUCCGAAAUCUCUGAUUUACCCGAACUUUCGACAAGCGUUGAGUCCGCUGCCUCGGAGUGUGAGUUGUCGAAGGAGUCGCGGUCGGAUGCGGUUAACAUUCGAUCUCCACGCCCUUUAUUGACCCGGAGUGAUUCCAGCGAGCGCUACCGAGGUAAAGAGAAGCACAUGACACCCGUGCACUUGGUCAGGUUGAUGGAGGAUUUGGAUAGGAGCAAGUCGAGUGCAGAAGAUUGGAUCUCUCGAAGGAGUUUCAUCAGCACGCAGAUUUCAACCGGUGUGGAGCCUUCCAUGCCAGAACAAGAGGCUGUUUCGACAGCUUCGGUAUCACCCAUGUCUUCCACUGCCGAUCAUACAUCUCCCGUGGGCUCGGAGUCGAGUAAGUCAUCGGAGCAAAGCAGUCACAGCGUUGUCCGUGGAUUUUCCCCUGGCCAGGUAUCGUCAUCUUACCGGUCAAAGACGAGGAUGGCGCCGGAGCCAAGCCCAAUGAAGGCAUCAGUUGCGGCGCCCAAGAGGUUAAAGAGCAAUAUGUGGAUUAUUGGCUCAUCACCUUCAUCGGUGUCCGAUGAUGAGACGGAUAUGGGUCGCAGCUUCAGCUACCGCAGCCGUCAUGGUCCUCAGGUCAGCAAGCUGGCCGAGGGACUGAAGAUGGCAGCCAAGGGGAAAAGAACCUCGUUCAGAGACGAGGUUGCUACACGAACAGUUUACGAUGAGGACACUUUCAGUGAUGACGAUGAGAACGUUUCGGAGAGUGCCAUUGAGGAUGAUGAUGAUUGUUCCUCUGACUGGGAAUCAUCUACCGAUAGCGCACAAUCUAGCUACACUGAAGCCGCCAUGUUCCAGCGUGUGGAAAGUCGCCCUCAACUCACCACUCGCCGCUCGCUUCUUUCCACCCUGCUCCAUGAGCCCAAGCGAGCACCCGUGUUGACAAACACUGGAUCCCGUUCAACACCCGCCAUCCGGUCGCGCAAUACCUCGCCUUCAGGUCCCUCACUCACCGCCUCGCCCCGCAAAGAAUCGCCAUUGCCUUCUAAGGCGGUCGCCGAAGUUAGCCACUCGAGGCCAAUCAUCGUGACCACUAGCAACAUGCAUCCGCCUGCACUUUCGCCACGCACCACAAGGCGCAACAUGCUCGCGACCGAGCUGACCGAAUCCCUCCGACAGCAUUUGCUCUGGGAGAGGCAACAGAAGAACACCACUGCUUCGGCCGUCCUAAAAAGGCGACACACGGCACAUGACGUUACCAAACUCAAUGACUAUCCCCAGCCUAACUUUAUGCCGGGUAAUAAGGGAAACACAUCCAAGAACAACUCUUGGAAUCACUACUUCGAGACACAUGAGUAUCAUGUGGCGGGAUGGUAAUGGGUUGUAAUAUUGGAGAAAAAGGAAAGCAAAAUAAUUAGAAGGUUUUAGGGGAAAAAGGAAACUUGUACAGGAAAUACCAGUGGGGGAAUUUUUUUCUUUCGAAUUUCGGAGUACAUUAUUUUAUAAUUAUCGGUCACAUAACAUCACCCCUUUCAACACCUCAACAUACCACGGCUUUAAUGAACGGAUUUUGCGCGGGAUUGGUUUUAACGGCUGCCGGGGGGGGGGGGUUCUUAGGCAUUUUUUUGUUUACUAAUUCCCAUUUGUUUCUUUUGUUCUAUUCCCAACGGUGAAGGGUGGUCUUUUUUAUUAUUAUAGUUGCCUUUGUGUUCAUUUUAACGGUGUCAGCCUGUUUUUUUUAUUUUUAUUUUUUUACUCGGGGAUAUGCCUUUUGUCACUUGUUUUUUCUAUUUCUUUUAUUUACCAAACGGGGGGCGUAUACUGAAUUUUUCUUUUCUUUUCCGGCAUAUCGGUGUAUUCGGAUUCUUUCUGUCUAUGCCUUUUUUCCUUUCCACUCUCAUCUCAUCUCUUAUCAAGGGCGGGUUCGGUUCAUUUUCACUGGAGUCGGGUCCGCAUCGGGAGUCACGACUUUUGAUACUUUUUGUUAUAUAUAUAUAUAUAUGUGUGUGUGUGUGUGUGUGUUUUCUUUGAAGUUUCUUUUCUUCCAAAGCCUGCCCAUCAUUCGUCCUCAUGUUUAUAUAAGAUAUGGUAGGAAGAAGGGAGGAAGUG